CAAAGAGGAGGAUGCGGAGGGGCAAUAGAGUCUGGACAGACAGAGAAGUGUCCCCCUGACACUCAAAACACAGAGCAAGGGAGAAUUGUAGGAUCGAGGUCCAAAUUGCUAGAUUUCAAUGGACUGUCCACCCGAAACCGCUUUUUCAUCCCCAAGGGUUACUCUCCACCAGGUUCCCCAAAGAGGGAAGCAAGCCCCCUUCCCGAAUUUCAACAGGCUCCACUUCUUCAUCGAAAUGUAUAGAAAAGCAGCCGCAACAGCUAACGUCAGCCAAGAGGCAGCUCCGGUGCAGCCACUGCUCCAAGGGCUCCUCCCACAGCCACCAGCUGAAGAUGCAUGAGAGGGUGCACACCGGAGAGAAACCAUUUCAAUGUGUCUACUGUGGGAAGUCCUUCACCCAGUCCGGCAACAUGAAGAAGCACCACCUCGUCCACACUGGCGGCAGGCCACAGGACAUUGGGCUGCCCUAAGUGUUUCAGGGUGAAGUUUCCCCUAGGUACAGGUCUAGGAUCAGCUUCCUCUCUUCCAAUACUAACCUUAACUGGUUGUGGAAAAUAAACUAAAAACUGACCUAAGAUCAGCAUCUAGGGGCUAAUUCACACAUCUCCACUUGGAGUAAUGAUAAGCACGUUGUGUGGAAAAACUCCUGGCCCUGGUUGUAAGGGAAAAAGCUCCACACGUCUGGGGUUUUCAUAUUAAAACUGGGUCCAUGUGUUAACAGUUUGGAAGGUUUCCACAUGGAACGCUACCCUCUGUGUGUAGUGGUCGUGUUUUCAGUUCAGCUGGCUUGAUGCUUGGUCCAGAGUGGAUUGAUAAUGUAGAAGUUAUUGCAGGUGAAGAUUUUAAACAUCCUUAUGAAUUUGUAUUGGUGCAGUGAUGAUCCAAAGUACAGUAAAAAAUGAAAUGUUUACACGAAAUUACAUAUUUCUUUCAUAGGUACAACAUUCUUGUGCAGCACUCCUGUACAGUAGGUGGCAGUGUUAAACUUUAAAUUCUACAGCCCAGCAUAUGAUUACAUUACUGUGACGAGGAAAAUAAAGCUAGCUACAAUCAAAAGCUAUCUAUCUAUCGAUGUUUAGCUUCUGAUAUGAUUGUAUUUGUUUUACUAGAUUGCUAGAUAACUGUAGAGAAUCAUAAUAUAGAAAACACAAAGACUGUUUUCAUAUUGAAAAGGGACCAAAAGCGUCGGGGGACAAUGUCGGGUUCCGUGGUCGAUUUCCAGGCGCAGAUAGCCUCAAUCAUGGAGGUGCUAGCCAACGCGGCUGUAGCCGAAAUCUGCAAAGUUGUUGACGAUGGCUAUGCGGUUGUACACCUGGAGAUUUCCCAAAGCCAAAAGGAGAACGAAUUUCUACGGAGGAAUAUGAAAUUGAUGGAACUUCAGAUCGCGAGGUUUCGGGCUGAGAGAACAAAGUUUUCAAAUGGGUCCGUCCACAAUCGCUUCCAUGGAAUACGCCUGCUAAACAGACACAACCAUCGAGAGACGGCAACGACAGGACCUACUUGGCAAAGCAGAAACAGACUUUCCAACAGGAGUUUUGGGAACAGCAGCAUACCAAGAGACAGACAGCCCAUAGACGUGGACCAAGAAGAUGUCUCUCCAUCAAGGCAUAUGGAUACUACAAGUGAUGAGCAGUCAGCAGAGACCGAGGAAGGGGAACCAGACCUGUUGAUCAUCAAGGUGGAGGGAGAAACAGAUGACCAGGAAUCUAGGUCCAGACACCCGGCCAGAACAGUGGAGGGCAGCAGAGAGCUAACCACCCAACUGGCUGCAGCCACCACAGAGGACCCUGUCAUUCAGUCCAGUGACCCCAGAGGCAACAACAGCUACAACAACACCGCUAUGGAGGUCAGUGGAUCUGACACCGUCUUCCUCCAGUCAGAAACAGGGAAUGUGAACCAGGGACCACAGCAGUUUACAGGACUUGAACCCAGAGCAGAGAGACAGAGUCUGGACACAAAGUGUGACAUGAACAGGGACCUCAAUCUCCUAAGAGAUUCUUUAAACCAGGUGUGCAGAGAGGUAGUAGCGACUGAUGAUGGUGCCUCUGCUGCUCACACUAAAGUAAUGGGCCUAGGGAGUGGCCCAGUGGGCCCAGAAACACAGAGUAGCUCGGCCAUGGAAAUGAGAAGUGUAGGGUUAGAAAACCUCAGGUUUUCCCCCAAGUCGUUCCAUUCUUCAUCAGAACAUGUGAUAGUGAUUGACUCUGUGUCCAGUGGGCAGCAGGUAGAUAGAGGUUUCGAGUGGGGUCAGGUGGGUACAGCUACUGCACCACAGGACAAUCGGACUGGAAAUACGCAGGGAGUGGGAGUGUUUAACAGAAACGCACCAACGAUUCACCCUGUACGCCACAAAUCGAUGAGAGACAACACCACGCAAUUGGUUUCACCCGUCUUCCGGCCCUCAGAGAUAAAUACAGGCAUGCAUCUUGGCACAGGAAAUGCAGGUGAGGCCAACAAAGAUAGUUGGUGUUCGUUGGCAAGCCUCCAUAGACACUCUGAAAUACCAGGAAGAGGAGCUCAACAACCAACUCAUACCUCACUUCCUGUUGGCCAUUUUAGACCAAGCACCACAAUUUCCUCUCACUUGAGUAAUCUCACCACACACGGUAGACUAUGCACCGUAGAACAACUGUAACAAACUGCCAUAAGAAGUUUGUCCAUGAGAGCGACUUGCGGCAGCACGCUGUUGGCCACACCAGGAAGCGAGCGUUCGCCUGCACGUUGUGUGAGAAGAGCUUUGUGUCCCCCAGCAAGCUCCAAGUGCAUCAGAACGUCCACACUGGAGAGAAGCCCUUCAGUUGUGCACAGUGCGGACGCAGGUUCUCCCACUCCAGCAAUCUGAAAAGACAUCAGAAGCUUCAUCAUUGAGAACUGACACAGAAGCAAGAGAUUCCUAUUGAAAAUAUGUUAUAGCAAUAUCAUGAGUUCAAACGUUGUCAUAUGUUUGCUUUGGUCUCAUGCAUGUUAAAUAAAAUAAAAAAAACAUUUGUUACAUUUUAGUAAUUUAGCAGACGCUCUUAUCCAGAGCGACUUACAGGAGCAAUUAUGCUUAAGUGCGUUGUUCAAGGGCACGUCAACAGAUUUUUCACCUAGUCGGCUCUUGCAGAGCGCUACAAAUUUGCAAAACAUAUGACAUAUUACAAUUUGUGUUGGCUAACGUUAGCU
Molecule: messenger RNA, 3165 nt
Organism: Salvelinus namaycush (lake trout)
Lineage: Eukaryota; Metazoa; Chordata; Actinopteri; Salmoniformes; Salmonidae
Exons: 3
Coding region: 1196-2635 (479 amino acids)
Source: RefSeq, a predicted model, not a curated record